This is a messenger RNA of Ylistrum balloti, 1395 nucleotides long. RefSeq lists its product as uncharacterized. NCBI's taxonomy places the organism in Eukaryota, Metazoa, Mollusca, Bivalvia, Pectinida, Pectinidae. The transcript has a single exon. The coding region runs from base 1 to 1395 and encodes 464 amino acids. The record is from RefSeq and is a predicted model, not a curated record.
AUGAGGAAACCACACUUCUCAGACGACAAGGAAAAUGUACAUAAUCCAGGUACAAGGCACACCUGUGGUGACAGGAAAAAAUCUGAAACAAGUAAUACAGACUCUAAUGAACAGUGUGUGAAGGAGAUCGUGUGUAAAGAUGUCUACCUGAUGGACAAGACAGGAGGACGAUUCGACAAGAACCUUCUGGCCAACAGUCUUACGGCCAAACUUAAACAAAACAUCCCAGGCGAGUUUACCACCAAGAGACAUGUGAUGCACAAACUCCGCCGGGAAGGCUUGAAAGAUUAUGUUCACUUAGAAAAUCUCAACAAAAAAUACGAUAGCGAAAUGCAAGUGCAAACGAACAAGCUUGACAAUGAGAGCAAUCUUUUGCUUCGUAGACACGAAAAGAUGCGGAAACAAAGUGAAUAUCAAAGGAAAAAUCAGGAAAAAAUUCGGUCUCAAAUCAGGAAUCCUUCUUUGAAACAGGGAGAUGCUGCUUCGUCCGUAUUUCCUCAAAUCAAAUAUUUUUCCCAGGCACAUGCGGCUUCGCAUCCUCCCGAUGACGCCACCGUUGAAGUGCAUCCUUCACACCAGUUAGAGACAGCAGCGUUUCCGUCGUUUUCAGUUGACACACACGAUCCAACAAAUGUUAAAGUUUUCAAAUAUCAAGGAAUAUUUCAACCACAGAACAAAUAUUCCAGUAGACGUACCAGUGUCAGAUCGUCUGGAUCCGGAGGGAUAUUAAAAAGAGAUAUGAAUACUCCAGAAUAUGAAGUCCUUACUCUCUCCUUGGAGGACGGUACAGAGAGUAGGGCGUCAAGUAAAAAUCGAGGCGACAAGAAGCGAAAGGGACUUCGUGUGACUUGGAGUGGAGUUGAAAGAGAAUUUGAAAAGGGGCGGCAAAAUCAGGAUGAUUUGCCUUGCCAUGACAAUAGCAGUCGCGGUGACGAUGUCGCGUCUACAACUAGUACUACAAAAAGUAGUGGUUACGGAAUACAUUAUAGACAAAGCAAACGAAAUAAGAUCGAAAACAUUGGUAUCAAGUGGAAACUGCCACCAGGAUCAAAACAAUCCAACCGCGCUGUUAAAUCGGCUACAGCCACAUAUACUGCGUCUUCACGUUCUAGAAAUCUUAUGCCAGUGUCGGGCGGUCUUCAACAGACAGGAAUGUCAGUGACUCGCACACGAUGGCACGUUCCCUCUGCGCCUCCAUUGUCAUCGUAUGAUCUAUACAGGGAAUGGCUUUAUAAGCUCGACAAGCUGAAAUCGCCCAUGGAACCUAAGGAAUUCCUAAAGGAAGUGCCUGCUAUGGACAAUAAAAUAGACAGCUGUAGUCCUGCUUACACCCUACCUGCCAAUAUCUCAGAGCAAAUGAACUUGUCCAUAUACGCCGCGUCCAACGUUGUGUAG